Loxodonta africana (African savanna elephant) is the source of this 2479-nucleotide messenger RNA. RefSeq names its product calcium homeostasis modulator family member 4 (gene CALHM4). The record is from RefSeq and is a predicted model, not a curated record. The transcript has 2 exons. Lineage: Eukaryota; Metazoa; Chordata; Mammalia; Proboscidea; Elephantidae. Gene Ontology annotation, molecular function: monoatomic cation channel activity. The coding region runs from base 832 to 1776 and encodes 314 amino acids. Gene Ontology annotation, cellular component: plasma membrane.
AAAGGGUCAGCGAAAAAGAAGAAGUCCCUCAGUGAGAUGGAUUGACACAGCGGCUGUAAAAAUGGCCUUAUGCAUGGCAACGAUUGAGGAUGGUGUAGUACUGGGCAGUGCUUCGUCCUGUUGUACAUAGGGUUAUUAUGAGUCUGAACCAACUAUAUGGCACCUAACCACAACAAUAACAUGCAAAGUUAAAAUGUGUGAGUUUGUGUGUGUGUAUGUAUGUGUGAAAGAGAGUGAGAGAGAGAGAGAUCUGGCUGUAAGGCUGACCAGGCCUUGUUAUUUUUCUUUGAGAAAGCUUCUGGGAUCUUCUGGCAGAAUCCUUAGGUCAUGAACCCUCCAGCCACCCCUAAACUUUGGAUUGCUCUUGUAUGUGGUCAUUUCUGUUGUUCUCUAUAUUGUAACUUUAUGGUGACUAAAUCCUGGUGUAGUACAAGGGUAAGAAUUUUUGGUUUUGCUUCCAGUGUUUUAUUUGGUGGUGCUCAGCAUUUCACGCCAUACAAAGUAGCACAUGGGAAGAUGGCAGCGGUUUGCUUUGUAAGCAAGCUACCCUACCAUCUUUUUAGUUGGAAGAUACACUGAAGAAAUUUUCCCUCUUCACUCAUACAGAUGAGUCUGUCCCUCAAUUUCUUCCAUCUGUAAUCUCAAGUGCCUUUAAUAGCUCAGGAUUCACAAAGUACACAAGGAAAGAUGCUAGCAUCCUUUAAACAUGUAGGGAUGCUGGGUCACUUGACACAACCAGUUAAACCAGUACUAUCCCAUUAAAUGGCUAUAGCUGGUGGAGUCUAACGAUCAGAAAGGACUACAAGCUGAUUCAUGUAAGAGCCUCCCACCAUGAGCCCAACUUUCAAUGAUAUUGUAUCCUCUCUGCAGAGAAGUGGAACAUUUAUCAAUUCCUUAAUCGCUAUUUUGACGAUUGGUGGGCAACAACUGCUCUCCUCUUUCACAUUCAGUUGUCCCUGUCAAGUUGGGAAAAAUUUCUACUAUGGUUCUGCUUUUCUAGUUAUUCCUGCCUUGAUCCUGCUGAUUGCUGGCUAUGCUCUGAGAAGCCAAAUGUGGACAAUUACCAGCGAAUACUGCUGUAGUUGUGCCCCUCCAUGCCGCCAAAUCAGCCCCCUGGAACGCAAGCUGGCUUGCCUUAGGUUCUUCAGCAUCACCGGGAGAGCACUUGUUGCUCCAUUAACGUGGCUGGCAGUGACCCUACUGAGGGGCACCUACUAUGAAUGCGCAGCAAGUGAGUUUACAUCUGUGGACCAUUACCCAGCAUUUGACAACAUCAGUGCCAGCAAACGAGAAGAGAUCCUAGCUGGGUUUCCAUGUUGCAGAUCGGCUCCUUCUGACGUGAUCCUAGUAAGAGAUGAAGUGGCUCUUCUGCACAGAUACCAGUCUCAAAUGCUGGGCUGGAUUUUGAUCACCUUGGCAAUCAUCGCUGCUCUAGUCUCCCGCUGUUUGGCUAGGUGCUGCUCUCCCCUCACCUCUCUGCAGCAUCACUACUGGACCACCCACCUGAAUAACGAGAGGGAGCUCUUUGAACAAGUGGCAGAGCAGCACUCGAAGCUCCUCAUCAUGCAGCGCAUAAAGAAAAUAUUUGGCUUCGCUCCCGGGAGUGAAAACGUCAGACACAUCCGUAUUCCUUCUUGUCAGGAUUGGCGAGACAUUUCGGUACCUAGUUUUCUAUGCAUGGGUGAUGAACUGCAGGGUCACUAUAGCUUCCUUGGAGACAGGGUGGAUGAAGAUAAUAAGGGAGGCAAAUCAGAAAGUAUUGAAUUAAAACCUUGAUGUCAGCACCUUUCAUAGUUCAGGUGGCUUAACAGAUACUUUAUUUUUAUGAUGAUGGAGUUUCAGUGUAAUCACUUCAUCUUUUCCCUCUCCUCUGAUAUUUAUUUACAUAAGGACACCCAAAAUUACCCGAUAAUUGUGCCAAAGUCUCUCUCUUUUUGAAAUUUCACUGAUGUUGUGGUAAUGCCUAAAAUGCCCAUACUGGUCUAAUGAAAACAAUCUGGAACUUGAAAUCAUAUCAAAAUUUGAAUCUUGGUUCUGUUACAUAGUAGCUGUGUGAGAAUUAACAUUUCUGUGUGUCAUUUUGACAUCUGCACAAUGAUAGUAGCCACCCCAUAGAGCUGUUAUGAGGAUUAAAUGUGAGAAUAUAUGUAACGUGUUCUGCACAGUGCUCUUCAUAAAAUAAGUGCUAAUAAAUGUUAGUUUCUCCUUUCCUCUUUGCAUUCCAAUGCCUUCCAGCAUGGUUUUCCCCGUCUCUAUUUUCUUAUUUUCCCUAUUUCUACCUCUAUGUCAUAUCCAGGAACUCUUUACUGCCUCCUUCUCUUUCUUCACGCUUAAACAUAUGACCUUUUGAAGUAAGGGAAACAGCUCUUUCUAAUGGUAACAUGCGAGGGAGAAGCCCAUGCAAGAAGGUCUUGAGUCAUCCUGCCAUAACCAGGGCAAGGCGAUGCAUCACUAUGUCAUUGUUAUAUCAUAAAUGCCA